AUAAGGUACUUGUGCUUCCCUACUUGUUCAACGUUGAGCACAACUUGUUCUACAAGAAAGGAACGAGCCAAAUAAUCUUCUCUACUAAUCUUUUGCCCAUUGGAUAGCCCAAGGUUUUCUAUAAACUUCUGAGACAUACUCCAAGAUCAUCCUUCACGCCGCCAGGAAAUUGCAAUAGCCUACUUUAGCACUUUACAAUUCUCCAAUCACCAUAUAUAAUACCCUCUUACUUAUCAUUUCCUCUCUUUACGAACAAUGGCACCUAUAGCUCCUCAAACCGUCGAUAUCAUCUUCGCUGGUGGCGGCACAGCUGCCUGUGUCUGCGCUGGUCGUCUAGCCAAAGCAAAUCCAGAUUUGCGAAUUGUGCUUGUCGAAGGCGGCAAGAAUAAUUUCCAAGAUCCAAGUAUUACUACUCCGGCUGUAUAUUUGUCUCAUUUGGCCCCAGAAAGUAAGACGGCUUUGUUCUACAAAGGUCAACCUUCCCAGCACCUCAACAAUCGCUCCCCAAUUAUCCCAGCCGGGGGUCUCCUCGGUGGCGGCUCGUCCAUAAAUUUCAUGAUGUACACGCGAGCUCAAUCUAUUGAUUUCGAUUCUUGGGAUACAGAAGGAUGGACCGGAAAAGACAUGCUUGAAAUGUGUAAGAAAUUGGAAACAUUUCAUCCUACCGGAAAGGGAUUUGACAAAGAGAACCAUGGAUAUGAGGGACCUGUGAAUGUGAGCGAUGGUGGAUAUCAGGGGAAGAGUGUUGAUACCUUUAUGGAGACGAUAAAGGGAAUGGGAUAUAGAGAGAUUGCGGAUUUGCAGGAUGGAGAGGAGUGUGGAGGGUUUAGUAGAUGGCAACGCUACGUCUCUCCAGAGGGCAAACGCCAAGAUGCAGCACACACUUAUAUCCACCCACUCCUCCAAUCAUCUUCAUAUCCAAAUCUUAAAAUCCUCCCCGAAUCGAAAGUCGUACGUGUGCUUUUUGAUUCCUCUACACCUCCCCGAGCAACAGGUAUAGAAUACAUACCCAAUGAAGACCAUCAACCUUUCAUUGCACUUAGUAAAGCAAUUCCACACACAAUCAGAGCAGAGAAGUUAGUGGUUGUGAGUGCAGGAGCCUUGGGGACACCGCAGGUCUUGGAGAGGAGUGGGGUAGGCAGGAGAGAGGUGCUUGAGAAAUGUGGAGUAGAGGUUGUUAAUGAAUUAGAUGGGGUAGGCGAGUCAUAUCAAGAUCAUCAUUUACUUUUGUACCCUUACAAAACAUCACUCGAUGAUUCUGAAACCAUAGAUAACAUUUUGAGUGGAAGGAAAGAUUUCGUCAAAUCUCUUGGAACCAAAGACCCUCAGCUGGGCUGGAAUGCAGUUGACGUAUGCAGCAAACUCCGUCCGACUGCCUCCGAAGUCGAAGCUCUCGGCACCGACUUUGUCUCAGACUGGGACCGAGACUUCGCUCCCUAUCCCACAAAACCUCUCAUGCUCUGUGGUGUCGUGAAUGCCUUUCUAGCAGACCCAACGCUUGUCGAUCCAGGCCAAUACAUAACCAUGGCCACCUACACUGCCUACCCCUAUUCACGUGGUUCCAUCCACAUCACAUCUUCCACUGACGUACAAAAUGGCUAUGAAUUUGACGCGGGAUUUUUAAAUCAUCCAAGCGAUUUAAAGAAGCAGCUUUGGGCAUAUAAAAUGCAACGAGAAAUAUGUAGAAGACUUCCCUACUACCGAGGAGAAUUGGAACUGGGACAUCCAAAAUUUGGUAAGAAGUCUGCGGCUGCAUUGUGUAACGGAGCAAUUGAAGGAAAAAUAAAGGAUAUCGAAUAUAGCGCAGAAGAUGAUGCACUUAUUGAAGAUUGGAUCAGAGAUAAUCUGAAUACAACAUGGCACUCGAUAGGAACAUGUGCGAUGAAGCCGAAAGAAAAAGGGGGCGUGGUAGAUAAAUAUCUAAAUGUGUAUGGGACGCAGGGAUUGAAGAUUUGCGAUUUAAGUAUGGUUCCGGAAAAUGUGGGUGCAAAUACCAAUAAUACUGCCUUGGCAGUGGGAGAGAAGGCAGCUGUCAUUAUUGGGAAGGAGUUGGGAAUCGAGGUUUGAGGUUUGAGGUUUGCGUUUUACGGAAUGUGUGGGGGAGUGAGGAGUUGGGAUGGAUGGGUUUUAGGACGCGAGUAAAGUAAUCGAAUGGGAUGUUAAAACCAGAUGGGACUUGCCUUUAUGGCUUCUCAUUGUGCGUUAUUAUGAUCAAUGAGAUGCUGCGCUAGAAGUAAAUCUAUCUAAAUGAUUAAAUACUAUGCAUACCUU
Messenger RNA from Botrytis porri, 2271 nucleotides. RefSeq lists its product as uncharacterized. Bases 256 to 2067 code for a protein of 603 amino acids. The transcript is spliced from 5 exons. Lineage: Eukaryota; Fungi; Ascomycota; Leotiomycetes; Helotiales; Sclerotiniaceae. Gene Ontology annotation, molecular function: oxidoreductase activity, acting on CH-OH group of donors; flavin adenine dinucleotide binding. The record is from RefSeq and is a predicted model, not a curated record.